Molecule: messenger RNA, 7023 nt
Organism: Alosa alosa (allis shad)
Lineage: Eukaryota; Metazoa; Chordata; Actinopteri; Clupeiformes; Clupeidae
Gene: itsn2a
Product: intersectin 2a
Exons: 40
Coding region: 282-5477 (1731 amino acids)
Biological process (GO): positive regulation of Rho protein signal transduction; intracellular signal transduction
Molecular function (GO): protein binding; calcium ion binding; guanyl-nucleotide exchange factor activity
Source: RefSeq, a predicted model, not a curated record
UGUAAUGACGUCAACAGUGUCACUUGUGGAUAGCCGGGGCGCCGCAUUAACCGCAAUCUGCUCCAGGUAGUACACUAGACCGGGCUGGGAAGCGCAUCACGGUGUAACAAAGGUGCAGAUUCUUUAGCGCUGAAGGAUAUUAUCGCCACGGUCUGGUUGAUUAAACCGGUGACCUCGGGAAUUCUGUCUAUUGUCUCCAUGCACGAUGACCAUUAGCUAGCCAGCUGGGCAGUGGAACCCCUACCCCCACUCCCAACCCAUCCGCUAUCCCACCUGCAACCAUGAAUGGUGGUGUGAAUAUUUGGGCCAUCACACCAGAGGAAAGGAGCAAACAUGACCGCCAGUUUGACUCGCUCACCCCUACACUCGGAUAUGUAUCAGGAGAGCAGGCACGACGGUUUUUCAUACAGUCAGGCCUUCCUGCUUCAGUGCUGGCAGAGAUCUGGUCUUUGGCGGACCUGACCAACGAUGGGAGGAUGGACCGGUUGGAGUUCUCCAUCGCCAUGAAGCUGAUCAAGUUGCAGCUGCAGGGUCAGGCCCUGCCCCCCGCGCUGCCCGACAUCAUGAAACAGACGCCCACCCCUUCCAUUCUGACCUCAUCAGCCCGCUUCGGGAUGGGUUCCAUGCCCAACCUGUCCCUAAUGCCCACCGCUGCCCCCUCCGCCAUCCCUGGCCUCGUGGCCUUGCCUAUGGGGUCCACCCUGGCACCCCCUCUCAUGCCCCACGGGGGCAUCCCCCUGCCCCUGAUGCCCACGUCGCUGAGCACCCCUGCCCUGCCCAAUGGUGUGGCCAUGGGAUGCAGCCUGCUCACCCCCUCGUCUGUUGCCGUGACGACAGCUCUCUCUACCUCGACGUCCUUCCCUGCUGGGACUGGUUUGAGUAAAGCUCGCUCUCUUUUGGAUUUGGGCUCGAGCAGCUCCAACUCAUCCUCCACCACCUCAUUGUCCAGCAUCUCCCCCAAGAAGGGCCUGUCCGACUGGGCCGUUCCCCAGGCCGCACGGCUCAAGUACCGCCAGCAGUUCAACAGCCUGGACAAACUGAUGUCGGGGUACCUGUCAGGACCUCAGGUUAGGAAUGCACUGACUGCUUCAAACCUCACUCAGACACAGCUCGCCACCAUCUGGAAUCUGGCCGAUGUGGACCAGGAUGGGCAGCUCCAGGCUGAUGAGUUUAUUCUGGCCAUGCACUUAGUGGACCUGGCCAAGACCGGCCAGCCUCUGCCACUCUCACUACCACUUGAACUAGUGCCCCCCUCCUUCAGGUCCCUGAGUAGGAGCAGUGAGAUGGUAAAUGGAACGGGUCCUCCUCUUUGCCCUGGAACAGUUGAUCUCCUUGAGUCAGAGCAGUCACAGAAGACCAAAAAUAACGCGGUGUCGUUCGAGGACAAGCUGAAGGCCAACUUCCAGCGGGGCAGUGCGGAGCUGGAGAAGCGCAGGCUGGCCCUGCAGGAGGAGAGGAGGCGCGAGGAGGCGCGCAGGGAGGAGGUGCGCAAGGAGGAGGAGCGGCAGCGGCAGAUGCGGGAGGCGCGCCACCAGGAGGCGCUGCGGGCGCAGGAGCAGGAGAGGAGGCUGCAGAGGCAGAGGGAGCUGGAGCGCCAGAGGGAGGAGGAGAAGCGCAGGGAGCAGGAGAGGAUGGAGGCGGAGCGUGUGGAGCUGCAGAGGAGGAGGCAGCAGGAGCAGGAGGAGAUCAGCCAUCUGCGAGCUCGCAGGAGGAGCCUGCAGCUGGAACUGGAGGCUGUGGGCAACAAGCACAAGCAGAUCUCCGACUGUCUCCGCGACGCCCGGAGCAAGAGGCAGGUCCAGAAGGCGGAGCUGGACCUUGUCAAUCAGAGGAGAGAUGGGAAGAUUGCCGAGAUCAGCUCCCUGCAGAUUCAGCUGGAGGACUUCCAGAAACAGCUGUCACAGCUGGUCCCAGAACAGCUCAAGCUGAAGGAGAGGCUGAGGACCGUUGGCCUGAAUAACUCCACCUCUUCAACGAUGACCUCGAUGAAGAACAGUGUGUGUGUGAGGCAGCUGGGCUGCAGGAAGCUGAAGGAGCAGCUGGACGCACUGGAGAGAGAGACCACGGCCAAGCUCUCCGAGAUGGACCAGCACAGCAGAGACCUCAAGUUCGUAGAGAUGGAUGACACUGUGCUUCAAGGUCUGCUCUCUUUGCUGGGCUGCCUUACCAAUCUCUUCUACCUAAUGAAGGACUUGCGAGAGAAACGGACCAAGCAGCAGUCAGUUCUGGAUGGACUGAAGCGGAUGAAAGAGGAGAAAGUGAAAGAGCUGCAGAGACAAAGAAAAGAGAAGGAGGAGCAGAAGAAGAAAGAGGAGGAAGAGGCUGCGAGGCGUGCCCAGCUGGAGCUGGAGCUCCAGAGAGCGGAGGAGGAGAGGCAGCGGCAGCUACAGCAGGAGAGGGAGGCUCAGCUCCGGGAGCAGGAGCAACUCGAGGCCCAGGCUCGCCUGCAGCAGGCCCAGGAGCAGGCCCAGGAGGAGGAGCGCAGCAGGAGGAGAGAGAGGGAGGAGCAGGAGAGGAGGCGAGCCGAGGAGGAGCAGGAGAAGAGGAGGAAAGAGGAGGAGGAGGAGGGGGGAGUGGAGGCGGUCGCUCGGCAACCAGACGUGCUGCUGCUAGGGAGUGGAGUGACGGAGGACCUUCAGGCUCAGCUCUCCGCUCUGUUCAGAGGGGUAGAGGACAACACAGAGGUAAAGCCACCUCCAAGGAAGUGCACCUUUCUGACACCAUAUCGGGCGCUGUAUCCAUUUGCUGCUCGCAACGCAGAUGAGCUGACUCUGGAGGCUGGUGGAAUAGUGGAGGUGAAUGAGGGGACUGUCGGAGAGCCCGGCUGGUUCUAUGGCAGCUGCCAGGGCAGGCUGGGCUGGUUCCCACAGAGCUACGUGGAGAAAUGUCCCCCAGUGGACACAACAGACUCCCCCUUAAACGCCAACCACACUGGGGCUACUGAGUCGGUCAGAUCGGGUAGCCAGAGCACAGGGAGUCUGGCCCAAGAGAGUGCCCAGCCUCCAGGCCUUGUCUCUGGGUUAGAGGAGGCCCAGAUCUCUGCCUUCUCCUCCAGCCUGUCCAACCCACCUGGAGCCGCUCACACACAGCCUGAGCAGCAGGUUAAGGCGCUGUGCUCGUGGACGGCCAAGGCCGAGGGCCACCUCAGCUUCGCACAGGGUGACCUCAUCACGGUUCUGCAGCGUCAGGAGAACUGGUGGCUCGGAGAACUCAACGGAACCCAGGGCUGGUUCCCCAAGACGUACGCAGGCAUGGCAGUAGAGGGCGAGGCGACACCAGAACCGCUUUAUUCCGCUGUGGAUGAUUCUGAUACUUCUGAUGUCUGCCAUCUUGAAGAGUUUGUGGCCCUGUACACAUACGAGAGUCCGGAAGUGGGCGACCUGGCGUUCAGCGUGGGGGACACCAUCCUGGUGACAGAGAGGGAGGGCGAGUGGUGGAGGGGCUGCAUCGGAGACCACACAGGGGUCUUCCCCUCCAACUAUGUCAAGCCCCGAGAGUCCAGCGCGUCAAAACCUGGAGCUACCAGCAAGAAGCCAGAGAUUGUGCAGGUGACCACACCCUCCGUUGCCACGACAGCAGAGCAGCUGAGUCUGACUGCGGGUCAGCUCAUUCUGGUGCUGGCUAAGAACUCUUCCGGCUGGUGGCUCGGGGAACUGCAGGCUCGGGGCAAGAAGCGCCAGAGGGGCUGGUUUCCCUCGGCCAACAUCAAAGUCCUGGGCACCAACAGUGGGAAGUCCACACCAGCGCCACAGCCAAUUUGUCAGGUCAUCGCCAUGUACGACUACAAGGCUGCCAAUGAGGAUGAGAUGAGCUUCUCCAAGGGUCAGCUGAUCAGCGUACUCAACCAGGACAACGCUGACUGGUGGAAAGGAGAGGUCAAUGGGGCCACGGGGCUCUUUCCGACCAACUAUGUCAAAAUGACCACAGAGUCUGACCCGAGCCAGCAAUGGUGUGCAGACCUGAUGAGUCUGGACACCAUGAGCCCCCAGGAGAGGAAGAGACAGGGCUACAUCCACGAGCUCAUCCAGACCGAGGAACGCUAUCUGGAGGACCUGGAGCUGGUGCUGGAGGUGUUCUAUAAGCCCAUGGCUGAGUCUGGCCGGCUCACUGAGGCAGAGAUGGCUACGAUCUUCAUUAACUGGAGAGAGCUCAUCAUGUGCAACACCAAGCUGCUCAAAGCGUUGCGCGUGCGCAAGAAGAUGGGUGGCGAGCGCAUGCCCGUGCAGCUGGUGGGGGACAUCCUGGCUUCGGAGCUGGCCCACAUGCAGGCCUACAUCCGCUUCUGCAGCUGCCAGCUCAACAGCGCCGCCCUGCUGCAGAGCAAGACCGACAACGCGGCUGACUUCAAGGACUUCCUCAAGAAAAUAGCCACUAACUACCGCUGCCGAGGGAUGCCCCUGUCCAGCUUCCUGUUGAAGCCGAUGCAGAGGAUCACCCGCUACCCACUGAUCAUCAAAAACAUCCUGGAGAACACGCCGGAAGGCCAGGCUGACCACGGUCCCCUGCGUGAGGCCCUGGAGCGGGCGGAGGAGCUGUGUCUGCAGGUCAACGAGGGCGUCCGUGAGAAGGAGAACUCUGACCGCCUGGAGUGGACCCAGAGCCACGUGCAGUGUGACGGCAUCAUCGAGCAUCUGGUCUUCAACUCCUUGACCAACUGCCUGGGCCCGCGCAAGCUCCUCCACAGCGGCCGACUCCACAAGACCAAGAGCAACAAGGAGCUGUGGGCCUUCCUCUUCAACGACUUCCUGCUGCUCACCUACACCUCCAAGCCCUUCUCCUCGUCUUCCUCCUCCGCCGCUGACAAGCUCUUCAGCACCAAGUCCAACGCGCAGUACAAGAUGUACAAGACGCCGGUCUUCCUGAAUGAGGUCCUGGUGAAGAUGCCUUCUGACCCCUCCAGCGACGAGCCAGUCUUUCACAUCUCGCACAUCGACCGCGUCUACACGCUCAGGGCGGACAGCAUCAAUGAGAGGACCGCGUGGGUGCAGAGGAUCAAAGCGGCGUCGGAGCACUUCAUCGACACAGAGAAGAAGAAAAGAGAGAAGGCCUACCAAGCUCGCUCUCUCAAGUCCAGUGGUAUUGGUCGCUUGCUGGUGACGGUCCAGGAGGCCGCCGAGCUCAAGUCCUGCAAACCCAACGGUAAGAGUAACCCCUACUGUGAGCUGACGAUGGGGGCCCAGUGUUACACCUCCAAGUCCCUCAGUGACACGCUGAACCCCAAGUGGAACUUUAACUGCCAGUUCUUCAUCAAGGACCUGUACCAGGACGUGCUCUGCAUCACAGUCUUCGAGAGGGAUCAGUUCUCCCCUGAUGAUUUCCUCGGCCGCACUGAGGUUCCCGUGGCGACCAUCAAGAAGGAGCAGGAGAUUAAGGGCCCGGCCAACCGAAGGCUGCUACUGCACGAGGUGCCCACUGGCGAGGUCUGGGUCCGCCUUGACCUCCAGCUGUAUGACUCCGGGACUACCACUCACAAGUGACGACGCUAAUAUUUCACACUGAUCCCGGAUCAGAAUGGCAUGCAUUCGGACUAGCUUUUGAGUCUCUCCAGAUGGCUUCAGUGCAGCAAGGUUAUAUUGUCACAAAAAGAGCCAUCGAUGUUUGGAACGGGAUAUUGUUGUUUUAUUUGUUUGCUAUUCGUGGGGCCUCUCAUAACUUAUGAACCCACUCCUGCAAGGAUGAAAGCCACUCCCACUAAAACAACCCCAACCAAUCAGGACAGAAGGGCUUGGAGCUGGAUGCCCAAUCAGAGACUUUCUCGCCCAAUCAGACAACUUGUGUUUUGUUCCUAGAGCCCUGCUGACUCGGGUCCUGCUGGCAGAUGGAAAUCUGCUCCUAAUGUGCGACAGAAUCUGUUCCCGAGUCAGCUGAUUCUACUGAUAGCAUUCUUAUCAGCUUUGACACUAACCUCCAGCGGUGCUAAAGAGGCCCAGCGGUGAUGAAGUGCCUCACAUUACCACAGCGGCUCUGCCAGCUUUGUUUUACUCCCACCAGGCCACUGUUGCUUUCAAUUUCCUUUUUAGCUUUUAUGUGCGCGUCGCCAGCUUAGUAAAUUUCCUUGGGGAAGUUUUAUGUGACUUGCCAAAUGAAAAUAAGAAGAAAAUAGACGCAGGCUGUUUUAACAUGGUUUAAGGGGCCAAAUUAUCCUAAUUUGAUAGGGCUUUUUAGAGCUAAUGUGAAUUUGCACAGAACAAAAAUAACAUUCUGUCAAUACGCUUUUUUAGCAUUGCUGGAGUACCUGAAUCACAAAACUAAAAUAACGAACAGAUGUAGCUUCAACGUUUAUCCAAUGUGAUGAAAAUAUAUCUUUUCAUUUUAUUUGCAUGUUUUAAAUACAUGAGGUUGCAUUCAUGCAUUUUCCUGUAACUCACACUCACAGCCUCCAAUAGGAUGGAUCACCUCGGCAACACAAGCUAAAUAAAUCCACCUUUCCAAAGUCUCUGACGUCUUUUGAUAUUUCCAGAUGACAUUUCUGGGCUUUGACAUUUCAAGGUAAUCUGGUGAAAGGUUAGAUAGCUGUCAGCAUCUGAAGUCCUUAUCCUGCUUUACUCCAAUGGAGGUGACCUGAAGUCAUGCCAGUGAUGCUGUCACAGUAACAAUGUUGGAUGAGGUGACCGUGUCAAGCAUGUCAAUCACAUCUUUUAGGCUGGAGGAUAAAAGCACACAACUGUAACAGGAUGGUGUAUAGAAUGUAAAUAUUUAUAGUAUUUUAUAUUCGCCAUCAUUUUAUAUAAAAAUGAUGGCGAAUAUAUUCUUUUUAUUUCCCACUAUUUCCAUCUAAUGGUUACGUGGAGCUAUAGAUUAUUUAUUUCGGUUAAUUAAAAGUCUCCCUGAAUUGGUGUCUUAGGCUUUUAUUCUGUCACAUCUAGUUGUGAGAAAAAACAAAACAAAAAACACUUCCAAAACAUAAUCAAACAGCACUCAAAAGACAACAACUUCUUUGAUGAGGGAUUACAGUGUUUGAAUGACAUGUGAUGUGUGUGUUUAUAUCUCACUGCUCAUCUACUAUUGAACUUGUUCCUCCCC